Molecule: messenger RNA, 907 nt
Organism: Bacillus rossius redtenbacheri
Lineage: Eukaryota; Metazoa; Arthropoda; Insecta; Phasmatodea; Bacillidae
Exons: 4
Coding region: 51-578 (175 amino acids)
Biological process (GO): cobalamin transport
Molecular function (GO): cobalamin binding
Source: RefSeq, a predicted model, not a curated record
GCGGCCACUCGCAGACGGCGGCGCCUGCUGUCCGGAGGUUCAUCGCAGACAUGACCUGCGAGAUGUGGGCAGCACUGCUGCCGUGGGCCGGCAUCCUGUGCCACGCCAGGCACCACCACGAAGCAUCCUGGGGCGGCGGUCCGCCGGCGCACGUCCACUACGACGUGUGGGACGGCGACGAGGCGGCGCUGGAGAUGUGCGGCGACAUGGGGCUCGCCGUCCCGGUCAACUCCAGCUUCUACGACGUGAUGCUCCACGCCGCGAGGGUCGACAGGCACUACCGUUUUAAAGCGGACGUGAUGCACGGCCAACACUACAUCACCAGCAUCGGGGGAAAGCAGUAUGACCGGAAGAAUGGCUUCUUUUGGAUGAUUUACAGGCUUAAGAAUCCACCCAACCCUCUGAAGCCACCCACGGAUGAACAACUCACUCCUAAAGGUGUCGACAGGACUUAUGUUUCGGACGGCGAUUUUUUCCUCUUCUGGCUGAAGAAGGUCAAUUGGGCUCAGAUGAACAACGCUACAAGCCGGAGCGAGAUAACCGGCCAGAAUCAUAUUUUUGACAUCCAAGCACCCUGAAUCCGCACAGACUGUUAACAUUCCAAAAGAAGGAUCACGAUUUACUAUUAAAAAAUAUGGCUGCACAGAUAUAAUAACUGAAUACUUUUACAGGAAAAUAAACACAUACAGUUAAUGUGUGGCUACCUACUUCUAACCUAAGUUAAUAAUAAUUAGCAUUGUGCGAAUAAAAAAAUAAUUUUUUUGGUUCUGGGCCAUUGUUUACUGAAGAUGAUAAGAUAUCUUAAAAAAAUUAAUUUUCCCUAACCUUAUUCACAAUUAAUUAAACUAAAAAUAUUUCUGUGUAAAAAAAAACCUAAUUUAGGCGGAAACAAACUGUGUUGCUUGAA